UGGAGAAACCGGGACAGCCGAGCAAAUCAGCUGUAAAAAUGUAUUGGCAAACCGGGCUUAUCAAAUCCUUAUUAGAUCCUACUAAUUUAAUUAUAACAACAGACGUAGCUGUUGUAAUAGCCGAUAAAUACCCAAAGGCGCGCCAUCACUACCUCGUGCUGCCCAAGGAGGAUAUUGCUAGCAUUUUUCAGUUAAGCAAGAAACAUUUGCCAUUGCUGGAGGAGCUGCAUCUGCUGGCCCGCAAUAUCAUUGAAAUACGCGGCGAAAGUUAUGAGAGUUUUCAAAUUGGUUUCCAUGCACAGCCGAGCAUGCAACGUUUGCAUUUGCACGUCAUUUCAAAGGAUUUUGUCUCAAGCUGCUUAAAGACAAAAAAACACUGGAAUAGCUUCAAUACGUCGCUCUUUAUAACAUACGAAACACUUUAUGCACAACUAAGCAACGAAGGCCACAUACAACGUUUGCCCAAAGAUAUAGUCGACGAGCUGCUUGCGAAGCCCUUAACAUGCAAUCAGUGCGCGUUUGUUGCCAAAAACAUGCCAUUGCUCAAGGAACACUUACAGGAACACUGAAGCCUGUAAACAAAGUA
Drosophila novamexicana is the source of this 586-nucleotide messenger RNA. RefSeq names its product aprataxin-like protein. Gene Ontology annotation, cellular component: nucleus. Gene Ontology annotation, molecular function: mismatched DNA binding; single-stranded DNA binding; DNA 5'-adenosine monophosphate hydrolase activity. The record is from RefSeq and is a predicted model, not a curated record. Bases 39 to 569 code for a protein of 176 amino acids. The transcript is spliced from 3 exons. Gene Ontology annotation, biological process: single strand break repair; double-strand break repair. NCBI's taxonomy places the organism in Eukaryota, Metazoa, Arthropoda, Insecta, Diptera, Drosophilidae.